AUGCAAAUUUUCGUGAAAACUCUAACUGGGAAGACCAUAACUCUCGAGGUUGAGGGUAGCGAUACCAUCGACAAUGUCAAAGCCAAGAUCCAGGAUAAAGAAGGCAUCCCUCCUGAUCAACAGAGACUGAUCUUUGCUGGCAAGCAAUUGGAAGAUGGCAGAACUCUUGCGGAUUAUAACAUUCAAAAGGAGUCGACUCUUCACCUGGUGUUGAGGCUGAGGGGAGGAACUAUGAUCAAGGUGAAGACUCUCACUGGGAAAGAAAUUGAGAUUGAUAUUGAAUUGACUGAUACCAUUGACCGAAUCAAGGAAAGGGUUGAGGAGAAAGAGGGGAUUCCUCCGCUGCAACAAAGGCUGAUUUACGGUGGCAAGCAGCUUGGAGAUGACAAAACUGCUAAAGAAUACAAAAUCGAGGGUGGCUCUGUCCUUCAUCUUGUACUUGCAUUACGUGGUGGUAAAAACAACAUGCAAAUUUUCAUGAAAACACUAACUAGGAAGACCACCACUCUUGAGGUUGAGGGCAGUGAUACCAUCGACAAUGUCAAAGCCAAGAUCCAGGCUAAAGAAGGCAUCCCUCCUGAUCAACAGACUGAUUUUUGCUGGCAAGCAAUUGGAAGAUGGCAGAACUCUUGCGGAUUAUAA
This is a messenger RNA of Rosa chinensis, 642 nucleotides long. RefSeq names its product ubiquitin-NEDD8-like protein RUB2. Lineage: Eukaryota; Viridiplantae; Streptophyta; Magnoliopsida; Rosales; Rosaceae. The coding region runs from base 1 to 642 and encodes 213 amino acids. Gene Ontology annotation, molecular function: ubiquitin protein ligase binding; protein tag activity. Gene Ontology annotation, biological process: protein neddylation; regulation of proteolysis; modification-dependent protein catabolic process. The transcript is spliced from 2 exons. Gene Ontology annotation, cellular component: nucleus; cytoplasm. The record is from RefSeq and is a predicted model, not a curated record.